AUGGCAACUACAAGAUGUAUAAGCGAGUACAAAUCAGGCGGAACUACGAGUCGUGUUUGGAGAUUUUUAUGGCUUAUCCCAGGACUAUUAUUGUUGCUAUGUUUAUGUCAAUUUAAGACAUUUAUACGACGUGGAAAUGAGCAGCAUUUACCUGAAGAGAAUGGACAUUUCAGCCGACAACUUUUACAAGAUAAAGCAGACAGUAUAAGGGUACGUUUAUAAAUAUAUUGCUGAGAAUUGUGAAACCCUUGGCUUUCUCACAUUAUCUGAUAAUCGAUGAUUAUUAACAGUACUACUGUUCUGGGGGAUGUUACCGGAUAUAUUUUAUUGUAAUGUAGAACUUCAGCGCGGUCAUUUAUAUCGACACUGUAUAAAUCUCGUUUAUAAGAUGCAAAUUUUUCAUUGACAUUGUUUUGAAUUUGCCGUAAGCUUUGUAUUCCUAUAUAAAUGCCUGGUAAUAUUAUGAGGUAUAAACUUAUAUUAGUUAUAUAUACGAUCUUUGCUUUGACAUAUAUUGCACAUUUAUAGCCUGCUUAGGAAUGUCGUGUUUAUGUACUGUUUAAAUUAAUGCUUAAUACAGUAGCUUAUUAUUACAUGACAUUAAUCCCUAUGAGUUUAGAGUUACGAUAUCGGCCAGUGUAGUGCUUCGGUGCUUCCAAAGUGGCCCUUACUGAGCUUACAUGCAAUUAGAUUCAACUUAACGUAAGAACGUCAUUGAAACAUGAAGCGCUCUCUCGACAAAGAAUAUAAUUGCAUAUUACCCGCAAUGGAAUGAGGAAAAACCACUGAAAAUCCUUUAUUAAUCAAGGCUGCAUUGAACUUGAAUGAGGAAAAACGAGGUACCCUUGAUGCCCAGGUUAAUCCAUUGAGGCCCUGGGUAAUCCAUAGAGGCCCUGGUUCAUCCAUGAGUAUCCAUUGAUGCCCUGUGUAUCCAUUGAUGCCCUGGUUAAUCCAUGUUAUUUUACCUAAUGCCAGAUGAUUUUUCUCUGUGUAUACAGUCUAAUAUAUACUGUCUGAUGAUUUUACUCUAUAUAAUGCCCAAUGAUUUUGGUUUAUCAAGGGGAAACGAAUGAAAUGGAAUUCCUGUUCUUGAAAUAUAUAUGAUUCAAACACAAUAAUCCUUUUCUCUGUAGUGUGUUAAUCUUCACAAAGUGAAUUCAUCUCACCGGCGCUGUGAGUUUGUCAAAACGACUGAAGACUGUCAGUCUAAAGAUGGAUUUAUUCAAUACAUUCAAUUUCCAUACUGCACUUUAUCAAGUACACAACCUUUGGCGUUUGUCUUGAUGGUUAGUAGACACUAUACAAACACCCAAAACUAGUAAUACAACCUAAAACAUUCCUAAAACAUUCCCUAAAACACUCCUCGUGAUAAGUGUGAUUUUCUGCUGCCUGAGGAACAAAAGAAGCAGAAAAAGUUUUCUCAGACUGCUGGGGACUCCAGGGGCAGGUUAGAGGGCACAUUUUGUUGAUGCUAAUUCAGCCAUUGUUUGACCCCUUUUCCCUUCCUGCCCAACCAAAUAGUUGGUUCUAUAAUUUUUGAAAGUGACUGUGAAAAAAUUGCCUGUUUAAUUCAUUUUUUGCCAUUCUAGAGGUUUAGAUCCUGUUGACAAAACGAGUUUUUUUCAUUUUUAGAUUUUCUGGUUGAUAUUUCUCUUUAUUCUUGUUGGUAUAACUGCUGAUGAUUAGUAAGAACAACUGAUUCAUACCUCUCUCAUCCACUCUUCUUUGUUUGCAAUGACGUAAUUUUGAGAUUUCAGUUGACGGGCACGUAUAACAAAAACCGUCUGUUUCAAUGUAUUGAUCGAGUUUAGAGACAGUUUAAGACUCAAAAGAUGAAUUACCGUUCAGUUGUUCUUGCUACAAUCAUUCUGAUAGGAGAAAAUCGUCCACAAGUUGUUUGAUUGCCCGUCAUUUGGAUGAAAAGUCACAUGAUUGCAAACAAAGAAUUAGAGUGAAAUAUAACGUAGGGGGCAUUUGCAUCUUUACUAAGUUGCUAGGACUGGUCAUGUAUUUGGUUGUCCAACUGCCAUUUCAUGCAUACACGAAGUGUUGUUUCUCAAUACAAACAAUCACUCCAGUAGAUUCAUAAUAAACUUUACUUUCUUUGUUGUUGUAGUUUUUGUCCAGCACUGACAGUGAUUUCAGAUGCUUUGAAUCUCAGUCCGAAUGUUGCUGUAUCCUUUUACAUGAUUUCAAAUUACAGCUUGUUGCUGAACUUAUAUAUAGUUAGGAAAAGAGCAACUUUUCUGUACAUUUUCUUUCAAAUCUAGUUCUGUUUGUUUUAUCCUUAUACCAAAACUUCAGGGUGUUACAUUUCUUGCUUAUGGUAAUGGCGCUCCAGAUAUUUUCAGUGCAGUGGCAGGUUUUGUAGACAGUCACAGCACUGGAAAUUUGGCACUUAGUGCUCUUAUUGGUGAGUAUUGAUGGUGAUGAUGAUGGGGAUGAUUAUGACAGUGGUGAUGAUGAUGAUUAUGAUGAUUAUGAUGAUUAUGAUAGUGGUGAUGAUUAUGAUGAUAGUGGUGAUGGUGAUGGUGAUGAUGAUGGUGGUGGUGGUGGUGAUUAUGAUAGUGGUGAUGAUUAUGAUGAUAGUGGUGAUGAUUAUGAUAAUGGUGGUUACGAUUAUGAUGAUGGUGAUGAUGGUGGUGAUGAUGGUGAUGGUGGGGAUAGUGGUGAUGCUAAAGAUGGUGAUCAUGAUGUUGAUAAUAUCGUAAACGUGAUGAUGGUGGUGUAGUAACGAAGAUGAUGGUAGUGAUGAUUAUACAGAUGAUAACUUGUUAAUGUCUCAAUUUCCAAGGUGCUGGUAUGUUUGUAACGACAGUGGUGGUAGGAGCGGUGUCUCUAUCUGUCUCGUAUGAUCUGAACCAAAGACCAUAUCUCAGAGAUGUUGUCUUCUAUCUUGGAGCUUUGGCAUGGACAGUGAUUAUUGUUUACAGGAAGAAAAUUGAUUUACUUCAAGCUAUAGGUAUAUAUGUUGUUGUCGUCGUCGUCGUCGUCGUCGUCGUCGUCGUCGUUGUUGAAAUUAUAAUCAGACAACUACGUAUGACAGGAAUUGGAAUCCUAGAGGUGGACGAAACAUGCCGUGUCCACACAUAAGGACGACAUUCUUGUUUCUAUUUUUUAGGUUUCAUAAUUCUCUACAUACUUUAUGUCCUUGUUGUCAUCAUCGGUCGCGUUGUUUACCAGAGAUACAAGCGAAGAUUACGACAACGCACAAAUAUUCAGGGUAAGAAAAACUUCGUACAUCUCGUGAUUUAUGUGAUACAAUUUUUUAAUUUUUAUUUAAUUUGUUUAUAACCGUGGUUUGUGUAUGAAGUACCUGAUUGAGUUCAAAAGACCUUGAUAUAAUUAAGUCAUCGGUAACAAUGUAGAGGCUCUAUAGCUAAGGCAGUUAAAGGAACAAGCUUUCGUUGAUAGGGAUGCAACUAUCUGAACAUAUAUAAGGAGAAUUUCGACGUUUCGCGCGAAGACCCUUCGUAACUCCAGUACUCAUUUGCUCAGUAACUCCAGACGAGGGGCCUUCGCUCGAAACGUCGAGAUUCUGCUUAUAUAUUUUCAGGUAGUUGGUAGGGACCAACGAAAGCUUGUUCAUUUGAUUGGCACUAUCUACACUGGCAAAGACAGUUCCGAGGCUAUUAAAGUACUUUCUGGAAAUGUGCAUUGAUUAGUGAAACAAGCCAGCUCUAGAAUACUAACAGCAAUUCACCUACACUAGGGCCAUCACGUUUGACAUUUACUGUCAUUUGUUUUUAGCUGACUUCGACACCAGUUAUAAUCAAGACGUGAUUUGCAAUGGUCCACAGACUAUAAACCAAGAAGAUCUCGAAAAAUCUAUUCCCAUUAUAACCGAUACGAAUUCCAACGGACACCGUAACACGGCAAGAAAUGCAGGUACAGAUUUAUCAGCUUGAUUUAUAAGGCCUUGCAUGGUCGGUAAAGUAAGGAUAACCCCCCAUGAUCCCCAUGAAGAAAGAAAUCGUCUGGCGUUGGACAGAGCAAAAUAAUAAAAUGGGGCGCAUCAGGGCUCAAUGCGGCUUUAGGCUUGGGUCACACUAGCGAUUUUGUCGACGAUUUUGUGUUUCUGACGAAUGCGAAUAAGUGAACUCGCUCUUCAGAAGUAAACAAAUCUUUUGAAUGUCAUUCGAUCAACUAAAGACUAUGUGUUCUUGAAAAUCCGCGUAAGUGGAGUUGCAGUUGGUAAUUUCUAUUUUCUAACAUUCAUCGAGGGUUUUCUCAGGUAUUCCAGGUUUACCUUAGUGGUGAGGGGAAACAAGCUAAAUUUACCUGUCACCCGAUCCCCCCGUUUUGUUGAGAAUGAUUUUUUGUUCCAGAGGAGACAACGCCAUUAAUAAUCAACCCAAUCACAGCACAAAGAAGCAGCAGGGAUCAAAAUUUUGUUCAAGAAUUAUUGUCAUUUUCCAACGCUGACUUUGUGGAUUCUGGUCUACCGAGAAAAUUUUAUACUGUAAUAAAAGUGAGUUGUGUUCCCUACCUUGAAUUACCUAAACUGUUCUAGAGGUCCAGUAAGGGUCAUGUCUUAUUGAUCCAGCGUUACUGCAGGAGGAAAUCGAAACUAAACUAACUUUAUUUAUACUGGAUAGUUCUAUCAGUUCUAAACUGUUCUCCCUAGGGGUCCAGUAAGGGUCAACUCUUAUUGAUCCAGUGUUACUACACGAGGAAACCUAAACUAAACUAACUUUAUUUAUACUGUCAGCUCUAAACUGUUCUCCUUAGAGGUCCAGUAAUGAUCAUCUCUUAUUGGUCCAGUGUUACUACAGGAGGAAAUCUAAAUUAAACUAACUUUAUUUAUACUGGUUAGUUCUGUCAGCUCUAAACUGUUCUCUGUAAAGGUCCAGUGAGGAUCAUCUCUUAUUGGUCCAGUGUUACUACAGGGAGAAAAUCUGUGAUGUUUAAUUGGCACAGUCAAACUGAAAGCGUUCUUCUCGCAUGCGACUGAGGCGAAAUUCUAAUCAGACAAUUGUAUAUUGCACGAAUUUAAACCAACCACUGUUCACCAACACAAUUACAAGAGUUGUUUGCCAAUCCAAGCCACUCCUUAAAGUUUACUUCUGGUUUGUUUCAGAUUCCAAUUCACUUGUGUUUAAAUUUAACAAUCCCUGUCGUCGGACUGGAUGAGGAAAAGCACAAUUGGAGUAAACGUUUACAGAUUUUACAAUGUUUGUUUGCUCCUAUAUUCUGCGUGUUUGCAACCAAAGGUAACUUUUUUAAACCUAGACUAAAGACUUACACGAGCAACAAAAUUGCUGUAACUUGCAACAAAAUCUUAUUUCAACGCAUGUUAAUUGAAAAUGUUUACACAUAAAUUACAAAUCACGAGGCAACAUGUGUCGACAUUUCUACUUAACAUGCGUUGAAAUCAGAUUUUGUUGCAAGUUGCAGCAAUUGUGUUGCUCGUGUAACUCGAGCUUAAGUACUAGUUAAAAUAUGAGCAGCCCAUCUUUAUCACAUAUAAAACACGAGGAGACAGCCGAGAAUCUUAUAACUGUUUUAAAUGGCUUAAAAAACGACCCAUGCAUCUUACGAGUUCAUUGGCGCAGUAAAUUUGAAAAUCAACGUUGGCUAAGCCGAGAAAAUCAAGGUCUCGUGUGAAUGAGCGUUUAGAACAAAGUUACACGCUGUUUAUAGUCGGACAGCUGCAUGUGAAAUGUAGUAAGAUUAUAACCAGACUACUUUAAGAAUUGUUCAAAACCUCUAAGACCUAAUUGAAUUUACAUUUUAUCAAUUUUAGCUGGGUUAAUUAUGUUGGCAGGAAAGUUUCCUCUGGCUGCUCUCAUGGCUAUUGUUGGCGUGAUACUGGCCGUUGCCGUAGCAAUGACGUCAUCACGAGAUGAACCACCUAGAUAUCAUAAGGUACUUUCCAUAGAAAGUAUGUGUUACUUUGUCAGAGAGUAUUCUGUAAUUAUUAUUUUUUCUUAUGAAGUUGUUUUCGUUCAUGGGCUUCAUUACAUCUGUAAUUUGGAUUUAUUCAACUGCGAAUGAAAUCGUUAACUUGUUGAGGGUGAGUCUGUUUUCUGUCAGCAACAACAAUAACAUAGGCAACAAGAACAGCAACAACAGCAACAACAACAACAGCAGCAACAAGAACAGCAACAACAACAACAGCAACAACAGCAGUAACAACAACAACAACAACAGCAACAAUAACAGUAACAACAGCAGCAGCAACAACAACAGCAGCAACAACAACAACAACAACAACAGCAGCAGCAGCGACAACAACAACAGCAACAACAACAGCAGCAACAACAGCAGCAGCAACAACAGCAACAACAGCAUCAGCGACAACAACAACAACAACAACAACAACAACAGCAACAGCAACAGCAACAGCAACAACAACAACAGCAGCAGCGACAACAACAACAGCAACAGCAACAACAACAGCAGCAACAACGACAGCAAAGGCAAACUACAGUCAACUAUAACAGCAAUUAGGCGCAUUUUUAUUUAGGUGUUUGGUGUUGUCUUUAAAUUGAGUAACGAGAUUUUGGGCGUCACUCUUCUGGCUUGGGGAAAUAGUAUAGCAGAUUUUAUAGCCAACCUCGCCGUAGCCAAACAAGGUUAUCCUCAGAUGGCAAUUGCAGCUUGCUUUGGUGGACCUCUACUUAGUAUCCUUUCAUAAAUUCGUCAGGUUUCACCAAGCACUGUCGUACGACAGAUGGUGGUCAACCUGCAAUUUAUAGAAUGCUAGUAAUUCUUUACAUCGUACGUAGUACACACGUAAAAACGCGCAAGUUGUGACAAACCUGCAGCAGACUUGUAGCAAUGCUGUUCCAACAACAUAUCAACAGGAUGUGUUCGCACUGCUUGUUCCCAGCUUGUUAACAAGUUGUCAACGGCAUGUUGACAACUUACUACAAGGUUGCUGAACUCAACAGACUUGUUGCAAGUUGUUCCAACAACUUGUUAUCGUCCUGCAAUUCUACAAUUUGUUAACAAGUUGCGAGUGACAGCCUUAGCAACUUGAUAAAAUAACAGCAUUGCUACAACUUGUUGACAAGCUUGCUUCAAGCCCGUUGCGAACACAUAUCUUGUUGACAAGUUGUGAGAUUUUUACGUGUGUCGUCUUGUAUUUGUUGGCAAAUAAAGAUGAAAGAUGUUUCAUUUUCUGAACUUGACCAAUAUCUGCUGUACUGCAAGUGUAACGGUUAUUUGAAAGGCAUACUCGGGUGGAACUUCAACCGCCAUGCUUUGCCAACGUUUCGACCUUGACAAUUAAACUUACAGAUUUAUUAUUAGGCGUGGGUCUCUCAUGCACAAUCGCAACGACGUCCACAAAGGAUGGGACAUUAACGGUAGGUUUAGGUCUUUAUUAAGAAUGUUGGCGCAUUCAUCUCUCUGACCAGGCUUUUAUUUUUACUGCAUGUUGUCGACUUGUGACUUUUUACCCCACUCGCAUGUGAGAUGAGUACGUCCAGUUUGAACAAACACCGCAAAAUUUCUCAAAGUACUCCAGUUUCCUCCCGCAGUAAACUAGACCAAUAAAAGCUUGCUGUUUAGUGCACCUCUAGGGAAAACAGUUUGGAUCUGAUAGAGCUGUCCAGUAUGAGUUAGUGUAGUUUGGGUUUCUUCCUCUUGUUAAUACUGGAUCAAAAAGCAAUGACCCUUAUUGGACCUCUAAGAAGAACAGUUUGUAUCUGAUAGAGCUGUCCAUGAAGUAUCAAAUAAUGUUAGUUUAGUUUAGGUUUCCUCCCGUAGUAACACUGGAUCAAUAAGAGAUGGUCCUUACUGGACUUCUAGGGAGAACAAUUUAGAGCUGACAGAGCUGUCCAGUAUAAAUAAAGUUAGUUUAGUUUAGGUUUCCUCCUGUAGUAACACUGGAUCAAUAAGCCGUUAACCUUACUGGACCUCUAUAGGGAGAACAGUUUAGAACUGAUAUAUUAGGUGUAAUAUUUAACCUUAUUUUUUUUGUUAGUUAAACACAAGCAAUCAAGACUAUAUAUCGACGGCAUUCUUAGCCAUAAGUUUGGUAUCAUCAGCCAUAAUCGUCCCCCUUUUAGGAUUCCGAAUUCCCAAAAUGUACGGAGUCUAUCUUAUUCUAUUGUACAUAGCCUUCCUAGUUGUAACUAUCUUAAAUGAAAUUGGUAUUUUAUUCUCUUAG
Paramuricea clavata is the source of this 8119-nucleotide messenger RNA. NCBI's taxonomy places the organism in Eukaryota, Metazoa, Cnidaria, Anthozoa, Malacalcyonacea, Plexauridae. The record is from the annotation of a GenBank genome assembly.